Contarinia nasturtii (swede midge) is the source of this 1065-nucleotide messenger RNA. RefSeq lists its product as uncharacterized. The record is from RefSeq and is a predicted model, not a curated record. The coding region runs from base 209 to 760 and encodes 183 amino acids. Lineage: Eukaryota; Metazoa; Arthropoda; Insecta; Diptera; Cecidomyiidae. The transcript is spliced from 4 exons.
AUUGACAUAAAAAUAUUGAACGCGCACUUUGGAUUUAUUGUAUAUCUGCAUCGCAUAGUGAAAAAAACACCACACAACAUAUUACAUUGCAAAUGCAUAAUUACCCUUAAAUUUUUCGAAAAAAAAAACCAUAUAAUUUGUUUUUUAUCACAUACCUUGAAAAUUGGAAACUAUUCGAUAUUUGUUUGAAACAACAACAAUAAGAAAAAUGCCGGCACCAGAGGAUGGCAAAUUGUCGAAUGGAACGGAAACGAACGGAACAAAAGAUCACAAUGGAUUCGGUUAUGCGGACGCAAAUAAGAGUUGGGCUUAUUUAUUGCUGUUCAAUUUGUCAAAGAUGUGGCGCAAUGGAUCCAGUUCAAUUGACCAGACGUUAGAACAGUAUGGAGCUUAUGAAGUUCUUGAUUAUAUCGUUACACAUUUAUCGCGACAUCCAUUUUUGGCAUUUGGCAUGUCGAUUUGCGUGCUAUCGUGUGCGUUGCCAUUUAUCAUUUUCAUGAUAUUUGCUAUUGCGACUGUGAUUAUGACUUUUACAAGUUUCGUCAUCAUUGAAGGAACGUUAAUAACAAUGGCUUCAGCUUUAUUGUUUGGAUUUUUGGGAGCUGUCAUAAUUUUCUUCUUGUUCUUUGGAUUCGUCAUGAUGGCCGGAUACUUUGGAUUGGUGCAAAUCUACGAAUUGCUUGAUUAUCCAAACAAACGUCGUGCUAUUGUCGACUACUUUCGAAGCACUCCAGCAAAUCCAACAAAGAAAAAGAACUGAAUGGAAAAACUCGCCUUAUUUUGGAGAAGAACUGAACUUAUUAUGUCAGUUUUGCGUAGCAGGAAUCACAUUCCAUCAAAUGCACAUCAUAAAAUAGAAUUCCAAAGAUAAAAUGCACAUUUUUCGGUCUCAAAGUUUAUGUUUAAUCAAAUAUUUAAUGUUAGUUAUGCUAUAGAAUAAUUAUUUCGUGCUCUCUCCUUUAGCAAUAAUAUUUUUUUUACAUUUAAAAUCGCAUCGGAUAUAUUAUUAUGCAUUAAAGAAAAUAAAUGUCGAUAUUUAUAUAAAUGAAUAUUGUUCAUGAUUAA